Messenger RNA from Striga hermonthica, 5388 nucleotides. The record is from the annotation of a GenBank genome assembly. Lineage: Eukaryota; Viridiplantae; Streptophyta; Magnoliopsida; Lamiales; Orobanchaceae.
AUGAGCCUGGCGCCCCUGCACGCUGGGUUCUUGCUCCCACCGUCCGCUCUCCACCGACGGACCAUCCCAACCCGCCAUUACCAUCGCGCUCGGAAACGCCGCCGUCUCAAGCCCCUCACAGUCCGGAACCAGUUAAACUUCGAACCUUCACCUUUCGGCGACCUCCUCCACAGCAUGCUCUCCCAUUUCCCCUCGGCCACCUCAUUCAAUUACAUCGCCCCGGCCCUCGGCCUCGCCUCCGGCCUCGCCCUCCUUUUCUCCACUGGCUCCCAUAAAUCGCUUCCAAACCCUAAAAUUUCCAGGAAUUCGGAUUUCGACAUCGGGGAGUGGAUCUUGUUCACCAGCCCGACGCCUUUCAAUCGCUUCGUGACGCUGCGGUGCCCUUCGAUUUGCUUCCCAGGGAGCGAGUUCUUGGAGGAUGUGAACGAGAGGCUUGUGAAGGAGGACAGAUAUUUCGUGAAAUUGAACAGUGGAAGAAUGGUUCAGCAGGCGAGGGCAGACAGCGAGGAUGGCGGGAAUUUGGUGUAUCAGAGAAUUUGUGUUGGCGCGGAGGAUGGUGGAGUCUUGUCAUUUGAUUGGCCGGAGAAUUUGGUCUUUGAGGAGGAGCAUGGGUUGGAUACUACGAUGUUGAUUGUUCCAGGAACUGCAGAGGGCAGUGGUGAGAAGAAAAUUAGGGCGUUUGUUUGCGACUGUUUGAGGAGAGGGAUUUUCCCGGUUGUCAUGAAUCCAAGAGGAUGUGCUGGCUCUCCAUUGACAACAGCGCGGUUAUUUACAGCUGCUGAUAGCGAUGAUAUCUCCACAGCUGUACGUUAUAUACACAAGAAAAGACCGUGGACAACAUUAAUGGGAGUUGGCUGGGGGUAUGGUGCAAACAUGUUGACAAAGUACUUAGCAGAAUCUGGAGAGAAAACGCCUCUUACGGCAGCAACAUGCAUAGACAAUCCUUUCGACUUGGAGGAAGCCAUGAAGUCCACCGUCUAUCAUACAGAUUUUGAUCUCAGACAUACCAAUGGCCUAAUUGAGAUACUACAUCGUAACAAGGAAAUAUUUCAAGGUCGGGGAAAAGGAUUUGAUGUUGAGAAAGCUCUGUCUGCAUCGUCCACUCGGGAGUUUGAGAGAGCAAUUUCUAUGAUUUCUUAUGGAUUUGAUACCAUUGAAGACUUCUAUGAAAAAUCUAGUACACGAGAUGUGGUUGGACGGGUGAAAGUUCCAGUUCUUUUUAUACAGAAUGAUGAUGGGAGAGUCCCAUUGUUUUCUAUCCCGCGGAGUGCAAUAGCAGAAAAUCCAUAUACAAGCUUACUUCUCUGUGCAUAUCCACCAUCUGCCAAUGUUAUGGUUGGCAUAUCAACCUUAUCUUGGUGCCAGCACCUUGCGUUGGAGUGGCUAACAGCUGUGGAGCUUGGACUUCUAAAAGGUCGACAUCCACUUUUAAAAGAUAUUGAUGUCACUAUAAACCCUUCAAAGGGGUUGGAGCUGGUGGAAAAUAGAGCUUCAAAUAGAACAAAAGUUGACAAGCUCCUCGAUUUGACUAAUGGAAAUCCUAAAAACCCUCCACUGAAGAUGCUUCAGGCGAAUGACACACCUACUACUGCUCAGUCAAGAUCUAUGAAAGAUAUAGAAAAGCCACGUUUUUCGGCGAAAGGAUUUUCACAAGAGGAUAAUGACAUAGGGAGACUACCCAAUGCUGCUGUUGAUGUAGUAGUACAAGAGGGAGCGAGCUCUUCCGAGGAUGAAAGAGGACAAGUUCUGCAGACUGCACAAGUGAUUAUGAACAUGCUUGAUGUGACUAUGCCUGAUACUCUGACAGAUGAACAGAAGAAGAAGGUGCUUAAUGCUGUGGAUCAAGGAGAGACACUAAUUAAAGCUUUGCAAGAUGCUGUGCCAGAAGAUGUUCGCGGAAAGCUUACAACUGCUGUUUCUGGAAUCUUACAGAAUCAGGGGUCUAAUGUAAAAUUUGAUAAACUCCUAAGUCUUGGAAAAAUUCCUGACGUGGCAUCAGGACUGAACUCAAAUUUUACUGGACCGAAAACAAAUGAUCGUGAAAAUGUUGGCACUCUAGAUCAAAAGAGUGCGGUUGAUGACCCUGGAGAUGGACUUGGUCAAGUUGAUCGUGGCUCUGAGAAGCCUCUUGAUGUAGAAAAGCAGUCAUCAGAGAAUUUACGAAGAUCAAAUGAUACAGAGACACAUCAACCUACCAGUAACCUUGGACUCCAUGGUUCUGAUUCUGGAAAACUGAACAUAAAUGAUGCUGGAGGUUCUUCCGACGAUGAACAAUUAUCAGGGGGCAGUGCUACAAAAAUUUCUGACAGAGGAGAUGUGCCGGAAAUAAAUGCUAAUGAGGAGUCUUCCAAUAUAGAAGAGCCUGGUGGUGGGGCUGAUAAAAUUAUCGCGGACCACAAGAAAGAGGAAAGUGAAAACUGUAAAAAUGAAUUAGACUCAGUGGAGGAGAAUAUCAAGCAAAAAACUGAUUUCUCAAAUGAUCAGAGUGAAAUGUCUGAAUCUUAUGUAACAGAGGAUAAGUCUUCAGCUCCAAGCCCUGACGCUGAAACUGAAGGGGUCGAAAAUAAAGCAGAAAGCAAUCAGAGGAAGGAAGAUAAAGGUCUCACGCCUGUUUCAAGUGAAGGUAAGGGUGAUUCUCCACGCUUCAGCUUCUCUCAAGCAUUGGAUGCAUUAACAGGAUUUGAUGAUUCUACCCAAGUUGCUGUUAAUAGUGUAUUUCAUGUAAUAGAGGGCAUGAUUGAUCAGUUGGAGGUGGAGAAGGACAACGUAAAUGACAUUAGUGAAGUUAAUGAAGUAGACAAGGUAAAGGGACUGCAGCAUGCACCUCAUGAGCACAAUCCUAAUAGUACUGAGACAGAAAAUAUCAGGGGCCAGCAUGAGGCCGAAAAUAAAAUUAGCCUGGCCCAAGCACCCGGACAACUUCCACCAGACAAUUCUUUAAAAUGCUUGUAUAGCAGUUCCAAAAAUAUCCCUAGUUACACAUCAAGUAUUUCAUCUGGAGAUCCGAUUUACAGAGAGUACCUCAAGAAAUAUCUUCAUCUAAAAAUGAAGAAUGCACAACACUCGAAUUCUGGUGAAGUGUCUGCUUUGUAUCUAGACUACAUUCCAGAAGAAGGUCAGUGGAAGCUUUUGGAACAGACACAACAGAAUAGUGCUUCUGUUGAUAAACAUGCAACUCAUGCAGGUGGUUUUAGAGAAUACCUGACUAGGACACGUCCUAGAUCUAAGGAUAGUGAUGGUAUUGCUGAACCAUCUUAUGUAAUAUUGGACUCUGUGUCACAAGACCAAAAUGAAGAACUAGAGGAAACGGAUGCUGGGAAUGACAGUACUGAAAUUGAUGAUGCUGAAUAUGAUGAAUCCCAUCUUUUCAUCAAGAAUCUUAUAUUAGAAUGUUUAAAUAUUGAAGUUGGUCGUAGAGCGAGUGCUGCUGACAUGGAAGAACUGGAGGUCAAACUUGCCAAAGAAGUCGAGUUUGUUGCAAAUGCUGCAAAAUUGGCGUCAGAGGAAGCAUCACUGCGUAUUCGUAAACGGAACAACAAUCCUUCAGAAAUGCUUGGCACCCUUUACGGGGAAAACAUAAUAAAAGCUAUUUCUUCAGCUCUUCAGGAAACUCAGUAUCUUAGAAGAGUGGUGCCUGUUGGUGUCGUUGUGGGUGCUAGUUUAGCAGCGCUAAAGAAGUUCUUCAACGUUGCUACAUCAGUUAGUGAUGCAAACCUUGUGAGCCUUGAUCGAGUCGAUAAAUUGACAAAGAGUCUUGUUGGAGUAGAGGAAAAGGGUACGGGUGAACACCUUCUGAGCAAAAGAGAAAAAAGCGAGAAUAUUUCUACUUCCGUUGAUGAGGGAGAAGAUAGGACUGAUCUUGAAGCUUCAAAGAACAAACACGUCAUGGUUGGUGCUGUCACUGCUGCUCUUGGGGCAUCUGCUUUGCUUGCUGAUCAAGCGAAUAAUGGAACAGGCGAAACUUCACAUGAGCCCCUGAAAGAGAAAGGGAACAGCAACAGGCCCUCAAAGCUAAAUGAAAUGCAUGAGACAACCCAGAACAACAUAGUCACAAGCCUGGCAGAGAAAGCAAUGUCUGUUGCUAGUCCUGUGGUGCCUAUUAAAGAAGAUGGAGAAGUGGAUCAUGAAAGGUUGGUAGCCAUGCUCACAGAACUGGGACAGAAGGGGGGAAUAUUGAAACUUGUUGGCAAAGUAGCUUUGCUAUGGGGUGGCAUACGUGGUGCUAUGAGUUUAACUGACAAACUCAUCUCAUUCCUGCGCAUUGCUGAACGCCCCUUGUUCCAAAGAAUCGCCGGCUUUGUCUUCUUGGUGUUGCUUCUAUGGUCGCCUGUUGUUCUUCCAUUUCUUCCGACCCUUAUGCAAAGCUGGACGACACAGAAACCUUUUCAAAUUGCUGAGUUUGCUUGCAUUGCUGGCCUUUAUGUCUCUGCUAUGAUAAUGGUGACACUGUGGGGCAAAAGGAUUCGCCAGUAUGAUGAUCCUCUACUGCAGUAUGGACUGGAUAUAGCUUCAGUUCAUAAGUUCCAGAACUUUCUGAAGGGCCUGAUUGGAGGAGUCACACUUGUUGUAUCGAUACAUGCCAUGAAUUCCGGAAUUGGAUGUGCCUAUCUGUCUUGGCCAACUUCUCUAACUUCAUCACCUUCAGAACCUGUAGCACUGAUUAAAUCCUAUGGGCAGAUGCUUAUGUUAAUUGUUCAAGGAGUUGCAACGGCAACUGGUGUUUCAGUCGUGGAGGAAUUGCUCUUCAGGUCAUGGUUGCCUCAGGAAAUUGCUGCCGACUAUGGAUAUCAUCCCGGAAUUAUUAUCUCAGGACUUGUGUUUGCUUUAUCUCAAAGGUCAAUGUGGGAGAUCCCAGGGCUGUGGUUACUAUCUCUAUGUUUAUCUGGGGCUCGACAAAGAAGCUCGGGAAGUCUUUCACUGCCAAUUGGACUACGCACAGGGAUAUUGACGUCAAAUUUCAUCUUAAAAAGGGGCAAUUUUCUGUCCUAUCAAUCCAAUUUUCCUCGAUGGGUCACUGGAAGCCACCCUUUUCAACCAUUUGGUGGAGUGCUUAAUCGACGCUCAACCCAUCGGCCCGAAUGGCCAAUAUUCAGCCAUUUUGCUCGGUCGAGCCAAAAGCCAACGAUCGACCCUUGGGCCGUUCGACCCGUGAGUUGGCGAUCGACCCUUGGGCCGCUCGACCCGAGGCUUUAUAGCUUGGCGCAGUCGAGCCGAGGGUCGUCAGCGGUCAACCCUCAAUCCGGUCGACCUUCAAGCCGGUCGGCCAAGACUAUGUUGAUUUCGGUUUUUAAGGUUCGUUUGGCCCCGGUUUUAUGGGUCUUUAUCCGGUUGGCCGGGUCGAUACUAAUAUCCCUAUCACUCUGCCAAAAUUAUUUUCUGCACACAUAA